CUGCGCUCCUCUUCAGCCCGGCAUCUCUGCUGUUGACUCCUUCCUCCCCAGCUUCCAACCAUGUUGCGUCUCCCGGCUUCCUGCCUCCUCCUGGCCCUGGCGGCGUCCCUGGCCUACUCGGCGGUCAUCGUCGACAACGGCAUGCCCAUCAAGUGGUCUCAGACGGCCACCCAGGUGGCCGAGCUGUCCGUGCAGGACAAUGUUGUGACGCCCGACCCUUGGAACUUCCUGCACCGUAUGAGCUUCUACCGCUUGAUGAUCGUCGCUACUAAUCCCUUCAUGGGCUCCAUGGGGACCAACCCGACUGACAGUCCUAUUUGGGGUCUGCCUCUGCAGUUGGGAUGGAUGCAGACUUCAGGACGUCUCGCCGACCCGACCAGUGCCGCAAACGGCGGCCUGCAGACCGGAGACAACAUCUCGCCCAAUAGCUGGUGGGGCUGUGUGAACCACUUCACGUCCGUGCUGCCUUUCCUGUCCGCCGCCCAGCAGGGCAUGUUCGGAGAAGUAGUCCCGGUCCAGAUGCAGGCGCCUGAAGGUACAGAGGACUACUGCACCACCUACACCGACUGCGCAACUCGGCACUCCGAUGUCAUGGUUAAGUGGGACGCCUUCUUCCAGGGGCUGAAGGCCUCCAUUGACUCCACCCUGCCCAACAAUGAGAAGAAAGACGCCAUCCUCGGUCUCUACUGGGAGGCUCACAUGGCUUCACUGCACGCAUCUGCAGUCUGCAAUACCAAGCAGAACCUCUACUCCUCUGCUGAGAUCAACUUCGCCUCCAGCUGGCUUAACUCGGCCGAAUACGUGUCAGCCACCAACUUCCAGUCCAACCUGGAGAAGUCCAUCUUGUUCCUGUCACCGCUGCCGGGCCGCAUCCUGCAGGAGGGCGACAGCGCCCCCAACAUAGCCGACAUGACCCAGGAAGAGAACCACACUCUGUCUGUCUUCUCCUGGAUGAAGAACAUGAACACCAUGCUGGGGGGGUCCCUGGUGCGCAUGUGGCGUAGCGCCAUGUGCUCCGUGACCAACAGAGAGAAAGGCAGAGAGAUGCUGGAGCAGCUCAUGCUCAAUCCCAGCUUCGCUACCAGCACCUUCCUGUCCAUCAUCACCGGCAUGGCCACCAGCUGCUAAGGGACGGCAGGACGGGCCCGGAAGGGGGCCGGACGCUCCAUCAAGAAAAAAAACCCAAACAAAUCUACAUUGAGUAACAUGAUUGAGUCUGUUUGACUUCAAAAUGUACCAGGAUGCUGAGAUGGAAAACAGGUCAUUAAAACGGUUAAAAGUCAUCAAA
This is a messenger RNA of Doryrhamphus excisus (bluestripe pipefish), 1288 nucleotides long. It is a transcript of the gene leg1.1, whose product is annotated as liver-enriched gene 1, tandem duplicate 1. Lineage: Eukaryota; Metazoa; Chordata; Actinopteri; Syngnathiformes; Syngnathidae. The record is from RefSeq and is a predicted model, not a curated record.